Drosophila suzukii is the source of this 603-nucleotide messenger RNA. RefSeq names its product Ribonuclease P/MRP subunit p14 b (gene Rpp14b). The record is from RefSeq and is a predicted model, not a curated record. Lineage: Eukaryota; Metazoa; Arthropoda; Insecta; Diptera; Drosophilidae. Gene Ontology annotation, biological process: tRNA 5'-leader removal. Gene Ontology annotation, cellular component: multimeric ribonuclease P complex; nucleolus. Gene Ontology annotation, molecular function: ribonuclease P activity; ribonuclease P RNA binding.
UAAAAUUCUACGUUUUGCAUGAGACUAGGGAAUUUCGUCAAAAAUUGGAGCCGCGCAAUUUACCAAAACAAUCGGUUUGCCAUUCGCCCCGAACGCAUAGGUAUUGGAAUAUCCCACAGCGGACACCGCCUAAAGAGGACAAGAGAGAUCACCAUGGCGCAAUAUUAUUACUUUGACAUAAAACUCAAACUGCGAGAUCCGGAUACAGUGGUUUUGACCCCAGCCCUAUUUCGUAGCUGUGUUCUCAAUGCCUUGGAUAGUUUUUUUUGUGAGGAGAAGCCCACCCUGGUCGUAAAGUUCUGCGCCCAGCAGCAACGCGUUAUUUUUCGAGUCCCAGAGGACCUAUAUGAAAUGACACGCAUCUCCCUGGAUCUAAUAGGCCACUACCAGGAAACGCCAUGCCAUUUCCAGGUUCUCCAAACCUCAAUCAGCUUAGACUUUGAGAAGAACAUUGAGAAGAGUCACGUAAAGCUGCCCGAUACCUAAUGCUAGCGAUUUAACCUCUUAUUAAACACCCAUAAACCUAUGAUUGUGAAAUAUAAUACCAUAACCGUUACGGAAUAUUUGAAAUUUGCCAUUCACAACGAAUUAGAGUUGCUUAGC